UUUCCAUCGCUGCCCAUCCUCUCUCCCUCUCUCUUUAUCGUUCGGCGAGGAGAACCUCCAAUUGCCGGAGACUGUCGCCCUCGGAGGAUGCGCCGGUUUAUGGUGUCUUCGCCGGCCUUGCUCGCGCUCCGGAGCGGCACCGGGUGGUCGGACGAGGUGAACGGCUCUGCCUUGUGGCAAGAUCGGAUCUUCCACACCCUCGCCCUCCUCUACGGCCUCUUGUCCGCCAUCGCCCUCAUUCAAUUGAUUAGGAUUGAAUGUAGAGUGCCGGAGUUUGGUUGGACGGCGCAGAAGGUCUUCUACUUUUUGAAUUUCCUUGUUGACGGCGUUCGGUCACUGGUCUUUGCAUUUCGUCGGGGUAUUGAGAAAAUAAGCCCUGAGGUACCUUCUUCUUCUUCUCUGAUAUAUGCUUCAUGGUUAUUGAGUGCAUCUAUAUACUUGUUGGAGUUUCAGAUAAUUCAACAUAUUCUUCUGGACUUUCCUGGUCUUGCAUUCUUUACUACCUAUGCAUUGCUGGUAUUAUUUUGGGCAGAAAUCUACUAUCAGGCACGUUCAGUAUCUACUGAUGAGCUAAGGCCUACGUUCUGUGCAAUUAACACAGUUGUGUAUGUUACACAGAUCUCACUUUGGCUGGUCCUGUGGUGGAAGCCAAUCCAAGCCAUGAUAAUUGUCUCCCAAAUGUUAUUUGCAGGUGUCUCAUUGUUUGCUGCCUUUGGUUUCCUUUUGUACGGUGGGAGGCUUUUCUUAAUGUUGAAGCACUUCCCUGUGGAAUCGAAAGGGCGCCGAAAGAAGUUGCAGGAGAUCGGCUAUGUUGCAGCUAUAUGUUUCCUCUGUUUUUUAUUCAGAUGUGUUUUGAUGUGCAUCAAUGCGUUUGAUAGAACUGCAGAACUUGAUGUUCUCAACCACCCAAUUCUGAACUUCGUCUACUACAUGUUUGUUGAGAUCCUGCCUUCUUCCUCGGUACUUUUCAUCUUGAGGAAGCUGCCACCUAAACGUGAUAUAACUCAGUACCACCCAAUUCACUAAUUGAAGUAGUAGCAGUUCCUGAACUAUUUGAUGCUGAAGUAUCCAGAGACUGAGUUUAGCGGAAAGUGGCAAUCCCCUAGAUUGUGAUAUGAUUCGAAGAAUUAGGGUUGUUUCAUCAGGAUUGAGAAAUGCUUUGUUUCUAGGUCUGUGUAUCGUUAUUUAAACUCCCACGACUAAAUCAUUGCAACUGACUAAUUCUUUGAUACGUUCUGGGCACAACUCGGUUUUAGUGUUUAUUGUUCAUUACUCAUUAGAAACUCGGUUCAACUGAUACGGAUUGUGUAAGCUAUUCAUUCGAUCAUAUUUCUUUUUUA
Messenger RNA from Zingiber officinale, 1340 nucleotides. RefSeq names its product tobamovirus multiplication protein 3-like. NCBI's taxonomy places the organism in Eukaryota, Viridiplantae, Streptophyta, Magnoliopsida, Zingiberales, Zingiberaceae. The coding region runs from base 88 to 1026 and encodes 312 amino acids. The transcript is spliced from 10 exons. The record is from RefSeq and is a predicted model, not a curated record.